Messenger RNA from Centruroides sculpturatus (bark scorpion), 3879 nucleotides. It is a transcript of the gene hppy, whose product is annotated as mitogen-activated protein kinase kinase kinase kinase 5-like. The coding region runs from base 29 to 2854 and encodes 941 amino acids. Lineage: Eukaryota; Metazoa; Arthropoda; Arachnida; Scorpiones; Buthidae. Gene Ontology annotation, molecular function: ATP binding; MAP kinase kinase kinase kinase activity. The transcript has 30 exons. Gene Ontology annotation, biological process: protein phosphorylation. The record is from RefSeq and is a predicted model, not a curated record.
GUGUUAUCCCGUUACGAUAAGUUAUAGAAUGGCGACAGCUACAUCAUUGGAUAUAUCUAGACGUAAUCCUCAAGACGAAUACGAUCUAGUACAGAGGGUCGGCAGCGGAACUUACGGAGAUGUUUACAAGGCACGAAGGUUUUCAGUCAACGAGCCGGCAGCCGUUAAGAUCAUCAAACUGGAACCAGGGGAUGAUUUCGGGAUUAUUCAACAAGAAAUCUUAAUGAUGAAAUCAUGCAGGCAUACUAAUAUCGUAGCAUAUUUUGGCAGUUAUUUAAGGCGGGAUAAGUUAUGGAUAUGUAUGGAGUACUGUGGAGGUGGCUCAUUGCAAGACAUCUAUCACAUUACUGGCCCCCUUACCGAAAUCCAAAUAGCCUAUAUGUGUAGAGAAACGCUACAGGGUUUAAAAUAUCUCCACUCUCUGGGCAUGAUGCAUCGCGAUGUUAAAGGGGCUAACAUCCUCCUCACAGAAGAUGGAGAUGUAAAAUUAGCUGAUUUUGGUGUCUCAGCUCAAAUAACAGCAACUAUAAGUAAAAGAAAGUCAUUUAUUGGAACACCUUAUUGGAUGGCACCCGAAGUUGCAGCUGUCGAAAGGAAGGGUGGUUAUAACCAACAAUGUGAUAUAUGGGCCGUAGGUAUAACAGCAAUUGAACUAGCUGAACUACAACCACCCAUGUUUGAUCUACAUCCAAUGAGAGCACUUUUUUUAAUGUCGAAAUCAGGAUUUAAGUCACCUACACUAAAAGAUAAAAAUAAAUGGUCUCCAACUUUCCAUCAUUUUGUAAAAGUAGCACUUACAAAAAAUCCAAAAAAAAGGCCACCGGCAGAUAGAUUAUUACAGCAUCCCUUAUUCCAGACUAACCUUACAAAAAGGAUAGCACGCGAACUCUUAGAGAAAGUCAAUAAUCCUCAUCAGAACUAUUCUGAGCUUGAUCCAGACGAUGAAGGGGCUGUGCCAAAUGUUCCACAACGAAUUGCUUCCAAAAGAUCAGCACGAUGCAAACAAAGAACAAGAUCAGAAUUACAUAUGGAAAGUGUGAAUUUUGAUCCACCAUUGUUAACAGAACUGUCUACAGCAAAUGAACAGGGACCAGGUCAGUGUGAUAUUUCUCAAGCUUGGGGUAUUUCAGAAGAUACUGUUACGGAGGAUAAUUAUGAUCUACCGACAGCUUGGAUGGAACAAGAUACAGAAGCAGAAGUUAUAAGAAAGCUUCGUCGGAGAGUUAAUGUAGCUGGUGGGAGUGAAGCACUGUUUUGUGAUGCCUUAAGAAGUCUUCUUGAGAUUGUAGAUGAAGAAUUACUUCAAAGGGGUCAUCAAACAAGUUUAACAGAAUUUGACAGAGAUCUUCAAUUUACUCAACAAGCUACACUGCCAUUAGAAAGAUCAGAAAAAGAAUCAAAUAGUCAAAAGAAUUUAGACAGAAAUUCAGCCUUAAAAAAGGAAUCUGUUAUUAAAGAAAAUGGCCAUUCUUCCAAUGAUCUAGAGGAUGCUAAUCUUAGGUGUAAUGAACCAAGGAAUCGUCUCUCUCAAGAUGAAAAUAUGGAAGAAUACAAUACUCCACCGAGCACUCCUUCACCUCUCAUUAACGAAAAUGGGACAUUACCUUCCACUGUCAGCUUGAGGACGGAUUCUCGGCAGAAAGAGUGGAACCACGUGACACCUGAGAGCAAAGACGAACAAAUAAAUGACGUUCCACCCGAAGUUCCACCCAGGCGAAAAGAUCGGAAAAAAUACACACCACCCAGACCAGUUAGUAACGGUCUUCCUCCUACUCCAAAAGUUCAUAUGGGUGCUUGCUUCUCUAAAGUAUUCAAUGGAUGUCCACUUCGUAUUAAUUGCACUGCAAGCUGGAUACAUCCAGAAACGAGAGACCAACAUAUAUUAUUUGGUUGCGAAGAGGGAAUAUACAUCCUUAAUCUCAAUGAAUUACAUGAUGCUUCAAUGGACCAAUUGUAUCCACGUCGCACCAUCUGGAUGUUCGUCAUCAAAGACGUGCUGAUGACAGUUUCAGGUAAAACGCAGCAUCUCUACAGGCACGAUCUCUUACUUCUUUGUAGCAAACAAACAAAUAGGUUUUCCCUCCCAAUGAACAAAAUCCCCGAAAGAUUCUUUCCAAGAAAAUUUGCUUCGACCACUAAAGUACCCGAUACCAAAGGCUGUAUGCGAUGUUGCGUGGGCAGGAAUCCUUAUAACGGUUAUAAAUACUUGUGCGGUGCUGUCCCUCACGGUUUAUUUUUAAUGCAAUGGUACAGUCCGUUAAAUAAAUUUAUGCUGUUGAAGCAAUUCGAAUGCAUCAUGCCAUCGAAGUUAGAUGUUUUCGAAAUGGUCAUCACGCCAGAUUUAGAGUACCCUUUGAUUUGUGUAAACGUAAGGAAAGGGUACGAUCGUGGUCAUCUAAAAUUAGACAUGAUGAACUUAAACAUGACGGCCAGUUGGUUUGGCGAAGACAAAGAUGGAACGGAAACAAUUCUACCCAGACGAGAAUAUUUAAACAUCAUAAAUGUCACGCAACUAGAAAAGGAUACAAUUCUUGUUUGUUAUGACAACCUGGUAAAGGUUGUAAACUUGCAAGGAAAACUCAAGUCAAGUAGACGUCAGCCAGCCGAACUUCAUUUCGACUUCCCCAUCGAAAGUGUCGUUUGUCUGACGGAUAGUGUACUGGCUUUUCAUAAACACGGAAUGCAAGGAAGAAGCUUUAAAAAUAAUGAAAUAGUACAAGAAAUAAGUGAUCACACACGUAUAUUCCGCAUGUUAGGAUCGGACAGGGUGGUGGUCCUAGAGAGCAAACCGACGGAUGACCCCAACAGCCCUUCCAACGUUUAUAUUCUGGCAGGACACGAAAACAGCUAUUGAUGUUUAUGCUCCGUUUGGAUACACAUACACACACACACAUAUAUAUCACGUGCCAUGUUUUACGUCGAAGAACAACAAUGCGACGGGACUCUGUCCUCCUUGAUCGACUGUGAUCAGACGCUCAGAGAACACUUUUCUUAACCGUCGUGACGUUUUGCGUGUUUAAGUACAAAACUUGUGUCAAAAAACAAAACAAAAAAAAAAUUCUGAGACACCACCCAUUGUAUAAAGAGAUUUGCAGUGUCGGAUUUUUUUUAUUAUUAUUGUUAUUAUUGUGUGCAUUUGCCAUUCAUUAAUUUAUUUCCCAAGGUGUGAGCCAGUUUUUUGGGAUUUGGUUAUUUUCCCAAAGCCAAUGCAUAUCCUGUAUAUAAUAUAUAUAAUCUACAGUGUAUUGUAUAUACAGUGCACAUAGACAAAACACCACACACAAACACUGCUAAAGAGCUUGGCAAUUGUAACUUUACACUUUUUUUAGUUGUAGAUAUCACGCAUUUCCUACUUCCUCUAUUAAAAAAGAAAAAAAAAACAAAACAGUACCUCAUAUUCAUUUGGAUAAUUUAAGUGUAUAAACAGAACAUUAUCUUACCUAUUAUUAUUAUUAUAAUUAUAUGUCAGUUGUUUAAAUAGAUGUACGUAAUAAAACGAAAAACAAUUACACCAGACGCGAACUUAGUGGAUUAGCAUCCCGACGUAUUUAAAAAUAUAAAAAGUAUAUUAAAAAAAAAAUAUAUAUAUAUAUAUAUCGAGAAUGUAUUAUAGGACCUCAAGGGUCUGUAUGCAAGAAAACCUCAACGCAGAGCAAAAAAACACAUUUUAUUCUAUGCAGCAAUACAGAGAAUAAUAAGAGAACCACAUUGUAAAUAGGUACAGAAAUUUGUAAAGAUGGCAAAUGGUCUAUUAUUAUUAUUAUUAUAAUUAUAUUAUUAUUAAUUAUAUCGGACAUUGUUGAGUAAUUGUUAAAGAGAAACAAAAGAUUUGUUAAAAUUUGUGUUGAAGAGUAAAAAUAUAUAUAUAUAAAAAAAAAA